Messenger RNA from Callorhinus ursinus (northern fur seal), 3097 nucleotides. Its product is annotated as polyunsaturated fatty acid lipoxygenase ALOX12. Gene Ontology annotation, biological process: lipid oxidation. The record is from RefSeq and is a predicted model, not a curated record. NCBI's taxonomy places the organism in Eukaryota, Metazoa, Chordata, Mammalia, Carnivora, Otariidae. Gene Ontology annotation, molecular function: protein binding; iron ion binding; oxidoreductase activity, acting on single donors with incorporation of molecular oxygen, incorporation of two atoms of oxygen.
GGGCGGGGACUGGGGAGCGCCCGAGAGUCUUGAAGAGGGCGGGGACGCAGACCAUCUUUAAAGGCCCGCAACUACCCGAAGGCGCCUCGACAGCUGCCGGCGGCCCCGGGCGAUCCCCACCAGCACGCAGGACCCGGUUCCCGCGCCCGAGCUGCCGGGGAGCCAUGGGCCGCUACCGCAUCCGUGUGGCCACCGGGGCCUGGCUCUUCUCGGGGUCACACAACCGCGUGCAGCUGUGGCUGGUCGGGGCUUGCGGGGAGGCGGAGCUGCAGCUGCAGCUGCGGCCGGCGCGGGGCCAGGAGGAGGAGUUUGAUCGCGACGUUCCCAAGGACUUGGGGCCCCUGCAGUUCGUGAAGCUGCGCAAACACCACUCCCUGGUGGACGACGCGUGGUUCUGCGACCUCAUCACGGUGCGGGGCCCGGGUGCCUGCGAGGAGGCCGCCUUCCCCUGCUACCGCUGGGUACAGGGCCAGGGCGUGCUGAGCCUGCCCGAGGGCACCGCACGCCUGGCAGGAGACAAUGCCCUGGACGUGUUCCAGAAGCAUCGAGAGAAAGAACUGAAGGAAAGACAAAAGCUGUACUGCUGGGACACCUGGAAGGAGGGGUUACCCCUGACCAUAGCUGCCGGGUGUCAGGACGAUCUGCCUCCAAACAUGAGAUUCCACGAGGACAAGAGGCUGGACUUCGAGUGGGCACUGAAGGCGGGGGCGCUAGAGAUGGUCCUCAAACGUGUUUACACCCUCCUGAGCUCCUGGGACCGCCUGGAGGAUUUUGAUCAGAUCUUCUGGGGCCAGAAGAGCGCCCUGGCUGAGAAGGUCCACCAGCGCUGGCGGGACGACGAGCUUUUUGGCCACCAGUUCCUCAACGGCGCCAACCCCAUGCUGUUGAGACGCUCCACCUCUCUGCCCUCCCGGCUCGUGCUGCCCCCCGGGCUGGAGGCACUGGGGGCCCAGCUGGAUAGAGAGCUCCAGAACGGUUCCCUGUUUGAGGCCGACUUCAUCCUGCUGGAUGGAAUUCCCGCCAACGUGAUCCGAGGUGAGAAGCAGUACCUGGCCGCCCCCCUCGUCCUGCUGAGGAUGGCACCCAAUGGGAAGCUGCUGCCCGUGGUCAUCCAGAUCCAGCCUCCCAGCCCCAGCACCCCCACCCCCCCGCUGUUCCUGCCCUCAGAUCCCCCACUCGCCUGGCUCCUGGCAAAGGCCUGGGUCCGAAAUGCCGACUUCCAACUGCACCAGCUCCAGUAUCAUCUGCUGAACACUCACCUGGUGGCCGAGGUCAUUGCUGUGGCCACCAUGAGGCGCCUCCCGGGGCUGCACCCUGUCUUCAAGCUCCUGAUCCCGCACAUCCGCUACACCAUGGAAAUCAACACCCGGGCCAGAUCCCAGCUCAUCUCAGAAGGAGGAAUAUUUGAUAAGGCGGUGAGCACCGGCGGAGGGGGCCACGUGCAGUUGCUGCGUCGGGCCAUGGCUCAGCUGACCUACCACUCCCUCUGUCCUCCCGACAACCUGGCUGACCGGGGCCUGCUGGGAAUCCCAAGUGCCCUCUACGCCCAUGAUGCUUUACGGCUCUGGGGGAUCACUGCCCGGUACGUGGAGGGCAUCGUCCACCUCUUCUACCACAGGGAUGACAUCGUGAGAGGGGACCCGGAGCUGCAGGCCUGGUGUCGGGAGAUCACUGAGGUGGGGCUGUGCCAGGCCCAGGACCGAGGUUUCCCUGUCUCCUUCCAGUCCCAGAAGCAACUCUGCCAUUUCCUUACCAUGUGUGUCUUCACAUGCACUGCUCAGCACGGGGCCAUCAACCAGGGCCAGCUGGACUGGUAUGCCUGGGUCCCUAAUGCCCCAUGCACAAUGAGGAUGCCCCCACCCACCACCAAGGAAGAUGUAACAAUGACCACGGUGAUGGGCUCACUACCUGAUGUCCGACAGGCCUGUCUUCAAAUGACCAUCACGUGGCAUCUGGGGCGCCGCCAGCCAGACAUGGUGCCUCUGGGGCAUCACAAAGAAAAAUAUUUCUCAAGCCCCAAGGCCAAGGCUGUAUUAAACCAAUUCCAAACGGACUUGGAAGACCUAGAGAGAGAGAUUACAGCCCGGAAUGAGCAACUCGACCUGCCCUAUGACUACCUGAAGCCCAGCCACAUAGAGAACAGUGUCACCAUCUGAGGCCCGUGGCACCCCCACCUGCAAGACUGUAGAUCAGCUCCAGUACUAACAUUUCCAUCUUGAAUGUCAUGGUUUCCAAAGACUCUGCUGCUAAAGCUCUGUUUUCUCCCCCAACCAAAUCCCCCUCCAUCAGUACCCCACUCGCUCAGGGGGUGGGCAGCAAACCUUUCCUGUAAAGGGCCAGAUAAUAAAUAUUUUAGGCUUCGUAGGCUGCACAGUCUCUGUCACAACUACUUUAACUUCCCCGAGAGAGAACGAGAGCAGCCACAGACGAUAUAUAAGUGAAGGAGUGCAACCAUGUUCCCGUAAAACUUUACUUAUGAGCGGUGAAUUAGGAACUGCACGUGUCACAAAAUACUCUCCUUUUGGGUUGGUCAACGGUGUAAAAAUGCAAAGAGAAUCUGUGCUUUGCUAGAGGGACAGGCAUAGGCUGUGCGCUGGAUCUGACCAUCAGGAGCAGUAUUCGCACCAGGCUACUCCACACUAGCCUGACGCACUGACCCUACUGGACAAACACCCAGAGAAUGCUCUGAGGUGGGACGGGGAAGAUUAAUUGCAUAAAUCAACUACCUCAACUAAUUCUCCUUUCCCAGGAGCUAGAUUUCCUGCACCGGUGGCCAAACUGAAACUUCCUGACUCUUGAGCUUUGGCAACGUUCCCACCACCCCAUUCCCCUUAUUCGAAUACACACCGACCCCAAAGUAGUCGAAUAAGAACGGUGCUCCUGGGCAGAACAGAAACCUGCCAUCCCAGGAUGGCUUCCUUCCCCCAGGCAGUCUCAAGCAAACGAGACACCAAAUUCGUGUCCCAACGCCCCUUUCCCAGCCCCUGUAGUAGUAUCCUGGGGUCUACAGGUGUUUCCCUGGAUCCAAGCUCUCUGUCACAACCUGUUUAAGAAUGAUAUGCAUAAAAUAAAUGGGGGGAAAAAUGCCAAAAAGUUA